Messenger RNA from Sclerotinia sclerotiorum 1980 UF-70, 627 nucleotides. RefSeq lists its product with no specific name. Lineage: Eukaryota; Fungi; Ascomycota; Leotiomycetes; Helotiales; Sclerotiniaceae. The record is from RefSeq and is a predicted model, not a curated record. The transcript has 4 exons. The coding region runs from base 1 to 627 and encodes 208 amino acids. Gene Ontology annotation, biological process: mycotoxin biosynthetic process.
AUGGGGUCCAUACCAGAUGUCCAUCAUUAUGAGCGUUUAAUUGGUACCGUCAAUCGAUCCUCGUCCCCUUUCAAAGGUCCUCCAUCCCCAGCUGUUGAUGCCGCCUGGGCCGAAUUAACAGAUUAUGGCGCAAUCAGCAUUUCAGAGGCGACAUUUGAAAAGUUAAAUGCUUCCAAAAAUGCCGUGAGGGUUCCAGCAGAAUAUGGCGGUGGCAGAAUGGCUUUCGUAGAAGCAAUUCAUCAAUUGCAUUGUUUAGAAUCACUUUGGCAACAUACAUACCCAGAUUAUUACAUUGAAGCUGCAAGGAAAAUCAGAACCAAUAACCAAGAAUGGCAUGAACAUAUGGAUCAUUGCGUCGAUAUGCUCCGCCAUAAAUUGAUGUGCGAUGCCGAUGUACAUCUGAUCACUUACAACUGGCUGAAAGGGCACGACGCUCCGCAUCCUAACUUUAAUACAGCACGACAAUGUCGAGAUUUUGAAUCUGUCAAACGAUACGUCUCGAGGAAAGCCCUUGAUGGUUCCAAGCUGCCUAAAUUAUACUUUGAAAAACCUAAGGACGGUUCUGUAAUGGAGUAUGAGGAACCGCCAUUUGAUCCUCUUGCCGAUGGAUGGCCAUCACAGCCAUAA